This is a messenger RNA of Scophthalmus maximus (turbot), 3228 nucleotides long. It is a transcript of the gene plvapa, whose product is annotated as plasmalemma vesicle associated protein a. Lineage: Eukaryota; Metazoa; Chordata; Actinopteri; Pleuronectiformes; Scophthalmidae. Gene Ontology annotation, biological process: positive regulation of cellular extravasation; regulation of vascular permeability. Bases 327 to 2912 code for a protein of 861 amino acids. Gene Ontology annotation, cellular component: caveola. The transcript has 6 exons. The record is from RefSeq and is a predicted model, not a curated record.
GUUAUGUUUACACCCUGGCCACAAUCCGAUCAAUGCUCGUGAUAUCAAGACAGCAGAGAGGAAAAAGUGUAUCCCACAUGUGUACUGUGUUGGGUUUUUGUUAGAAGAAGGGGCACAAGCUUAGCACGAAAUGGACUGUGAAAUCUUCUGGCUGAUCUAGAAUACUCCAGCAUCAUCAUAUCUGUUCGUUGAGUGCCGAGGAGGAACGUGUCGCUGCUCCGAUAUAGUGAUCGACUUUUGAAUUUCGCUGGCCUCUCAUAGUAAUCCUCAAGCCUUGGACUGUAUGAGACAACUCCUCUCUCCCCUUCCUUCUGCUAUCAGCCACCAUGUACAGCAGCGGCUACUCCCAGGUCUCCAAGCCCAGUCCAGCGGCCCAAAAGAGGAUGCAGUACCGCUCAAAGGGCAAGAGCUGCGGCUACUACAUGCGCAUUGUCUUCUUCUUCUCUUCGCUCAUUCAGUCUCUUAUCAUAGUCAGCCUUGUGCUCUUUCUGGUCUACGGUAAGAAGCAGGACUCGGCGUGCACAACACGCACUCAUGACCUGGAGGAGAGCUUCAGCAGACUCUCCAUAGAGAACGUCGCCUUCAGGCAGCAGAGGAGGAACCUGACCAACUUACUCAAUGCCACAAUGACUUACAAGGCCCGCAACGACUGGGACCUGGCUAAACUCCGCCACUACGCCAACAUGUCAUCACUCAUCAUCCAUGAAUAUCACAAGAAACUGCAACACUGCAAUACCGAGUUGCUCAUGUGCAAGGCCUCUCCACGUGUAAAUUGCGACUGCACAACAAGAUCAGAUAACUGUAACUGCGGGCUACUGACUGAACGGCUGAAAGCCCGACUGGAGUUUGUUGAGUCCAAUUUCACCCAAACAGUAAAGAGAAUGAGGAUAGAAAUGGACCAGACGGCCAAAGAGAGGGACUUCAUCAACUUGGAGGCCAUCCGUCUCAGGAGGGACAAAUCCACCCAGGAAAAGGAGUUGCAAUUCAAUAAACAAAAGUGUAAAGAUGAAUUUUUCCAGUCCUUGAGCGGUGUCUCCAAUGUUUCCAAGGCUUUCCUAGGGAAGAUCAAUUCCCUCUUCCCGACACACCUUGCCUUCCAGCUCACCUGCUCAAAACAGAGGGAAUACCUGGAACAGAUCCGCACCAACUGCACCAGUCUGUCCAGAGAAGUGGAGGACAAGUUCCAGCAUUACCUGAACAGUGUGGGAGUCCAGCUGUCAGACAUCCAUGAUGAGAACAGUCGCUUGAAAGCAGAGAACUGGCGACUGUCUGAGGACUACCGCUGGUGCACCCAGAACCGCACGGGCCUGAUCAAGGAGCACAAACAGAACGUAGACAAGCUUCAGCAGAAACAUGAUCAGGACAAGGAGAGACUGCUGAUGGAUAAGAUGGGUUUAAAUGGAGAGAUACAAGUCCUGGAAAACAAUAUCAAAUAUAAAAUUAAAGAAGUUGAUCACCUCACACACCAAAUCAAGCACCUCAACAUGACCUGCAUGUCUAAGACAGGGCUUGGUGGAUUGGGAGUUGGGUCGACCUCUCGGACAAGCUCAUCGAGUCAGUCUGGGGGGGGGUUCUUAGGUGGUGGUGGAUCGAGCUCUGCUGGUCAGUUUGGUAGGGCAGGUUCAGUCGGUGUGGGUUUGAGCUCAGGCUCCUCUGGAUCAGCAUUCAAUAAGCAAGGCUCUUCAAGCUCAUCCUUCUUGUCACCUGGGUCCAGUUCAAGCCUUGGCUCCAUCGGGUCAGGGUUAAAUAGGCUAGGAUCGACUGGGACUGGGUCUUCAAGCUCAUCCUUCUUGUCACCUGGGUCCAGUUCAAGCCUUGGCUCCAUCGGGUCAGGGUUAAAUAGGCUAGGAUCAACUGGGACUGGGUCUUCAAGUUCAUCCUUCUUGUCACCUGGGUCCAGUUCAAGCCUUGGCUCCAUUGGGUCAGGGUUAAAUAAGCCAGGAUCAACUGGGACUGGGUCUUCAAGUUCAUCCUUCUUGUCACCUGGGUCCAGUUCAAGCCUUGGCUCCAUCGGGUCAGGGUUAAAUAAGCCAGGAUCAACUGGGACUGGGUCUUCAAGUUCAUCCUUCUUGUCACCAGGGUCCAGUUCAAGCCUUGGCUCCAUCGGGUCUGGGUUAAAUAAGCUAGGAUCAACUGGGACUGGGUCUUCAAGCUCAUCCUUCUUGUCACCCGGGUCCAGCUCAAGCCUUGGCUCCAUUGGGUCAGGGUUCAAUAAGCCAGGAUCAACUGGGACUGGGUCUUCAAGCUCAUCUUUCUUGUCACCCGGGUCCAGUUCAAGCCUUGGCUCCAUUGGGUCAGGGUUCAAUAAGCCAGGAUCAACUGGGACUGGGUCUUCAAGCUCAUCUUUCUUGUCACCUGGGUCAAGUUCAAGCCUUGGCUCCAUUGGGUCAGGGUUCAAUAAGCAAGGGUCAACUGGAAAGGGCUCUUCAAGCUCAUCUUUCUUGUCACCUGGGUCAAGUUCAAGCAGUAGCUCCACUGGGUCAAUAUUUAAUAAGGCAUCAUCAUCUGGGGGAUCUUCAUCAAGCUUGGGCUCAGCAGGCUCAAGUCCAAGUCUUAGCUCAAGUGGGAUAGGCUCAAAUAAACCAACAACAAGUGUGAAAAGCUCCCCAGGCCUUGGGUCAUCAUCUGGGUCAACUGGGUCAACAAGCAAGUCUGGGUCAGCCAACACCGGAUUUAACUGGUUUGGGUUUGGGAAUAAUAACGCAGGACAAAGUAAGACAGGAAGUGGAACAGCGAAAGGAACUUCAAGUGGGAAUAGUAAUAGUGGAACUGGUUCGUUUUCUGGUGCAGGAAGGACAAGUGGACUUGGAGGUGUCUCAGUUAACGUUGCUCAGCACCUUCAAGAUCUACAGCGCAUCAUCAACCCUUCUGGCCCAGAGGAGAAUCAAGAUCUCUCCAGGAUGUUGGGUUAGUCCAUCUAAUGUUGAUGAGCCAAACAAAAAGAUAAAGAGAUUUAUCCUCCAUUCUGUUAAAUGCAAGCUCAUCGUAUUGAGUUCAUAUAUUGUUUAUAAAUAAUUAUACUAUAUGAUAUACACUUUUUAUGCCAGUUUAAACUUCAAUAUUCAUUUAUUAAAGUGAUUUGAAUAACUCGCACUGUUGAAUGUAAAAUGUUAAAUUUGUAUGUGUUAAUGAUUUGUAUCUACACAGGAAGCAACUUAUCAGGAAUAAGCAUGUUGUACUUUUUAUACUGUAAAUACAUACAAAAAUAAAAUCUUUGUUUUAACGUUA